UGUUGGAACGCCGGUUUCACGAAGAAAAUGCGCGGGAACAAGACACGUUUUGUUCAACAGUCUUCGAAAGUUCGUUACGAGAAGUUGGACAUUCGAGGAGCAUGCAGGCCUUUUUGAAAACCGGAAAAUUAGGGCCCUCGGAACCAAAGAAACCUUCCACUUCGCGUGCAAAGGACGAGCGCAGCGGUCCUCUACCAGUAUGGGUUGAGAAAUACCGUCCAAGGACUGUGGAAGAUGUCGUCGAGCAAGGAGAAGUCGUCGAAGUAUUACGACAGUGUUUAAAGGGUGGCGAUUUUCCAAAUUUAUUAUUCUACGGUCCACCUGGAACUGGUAAAACGAGUACCAUCCUAGCUGCUGCUAGACAAUUAUUUGGCAGCCUUUACAAGCAAAGAAUAUUGGAAUUGAAUGCUUCAGACGAAAGAGGAAUUCAAGUUGUGAGGGAGAAAAUUAAAUCUUUCGCACAACUCACAGCAGGUGGAAUGAGAAAUGAUGGAAAAAGUUGUCCACCUUUCAAGAUUAUUAUCUUGGAUGAAGCAGACAGUAUGACCAGUGCAGCACAGGCUGCGCUUCGUCGUACGAUGGAAAAAGAAUCUCACAGUACUAGAUUUUGCUUAAUUUGUAAUUACGUAUCAAGGAUCAUUGAACCCUUAACGUCUCGUUGUACAAAAUUCAGAUUCAAGCCAUUAGGAGAGGAAAAAAUUAUUGAGAGAUUAGAAUAUAUAUGUAAGGAGGAAAGUUUGAAGGCGGAGAAGCCAGUCUUACUAAAAAUCGUAGAAGCUUCGGGCGGAGAUUUGAGACGCGCUAUAACGUGUUUGCAGUCUAUCACUAGGUUGAAAGGCAAAGGAAUCGAGAUUACUGUCGACGAUGUGGUUGAGAUCAUUGGGAUUGUCCCUGAAAAUUGGUUGGAUAAAUUGAUAGAAGUAUGCCAGUCAAAAGAUUAUAGUAAAGCAGAGGCGUUUGUUGACGAGUUUAUGUUAGAAGCAUAUGCGACAUCCCAAGUCAUUGAGCAACUAAGUGAAAAAAUUAUAAAUACGACAGAGUUCACAGAUAAGCAGAAAGCAUUGAUUGGUGAAAAACUUGGGGAGUGUAACUACAGAUUGCUAGAUGGUGGAAGCGAGUAUAUACAACUUAUAAAUAUCUGUUGCGGUAUUAUAAAAGCUUACGAAUUAGCAUAGGUGUUAAGUGUUUUUUAUAUCAAAUAAAUAUUUAUUAUUUUUUAAUUGCUA
Messenger RNA from Ceratina calcarata, 1226 nucleotides. RefSeq names its product replication factor C subunit 4. The transcript is spliced from 6 exons. Gene Ontology annotation, molecular function: ATP binding; DNA clamp loader activity; DNA binding. Bases 102 to 1175 code for a protein of 357 amino acids. Lineage: Eukaryota; Metazoa; Arthropoda; Insecta; Hymenoptera; Apidae. Gene Ontology annotation, biological process: DNA-templated DNA replication; DNA repair. The record is from RefSeq and is a predicted model, not a curated record. Gene Ontology annotation, cellular component: nucleus; DNA replication factor C complex.